CAGCGGCGGCGGCAUCUUCAGCGGAGGAGGCGGGUGAUCGUGGCGGCGACAUCUUCAGCGGCGUCACCAGAAGGAGGGGGAGCAGCCGUGCCCGGACGAGGUCGUCCCCAACUCCUGCAUCUAGUCGUCGACCUUACCAACACUGCAGUCACCGCUGCUGGUCGAGGUCGCCCAGGUUGACACCGGCCCCGCCGGACUGCAGGUCAUCCUGCCCGACAUGGUAUUUGGCAAUAUUGGCUCUUGGGCUGCCCAAUUGAUCACUGAAGCUGGUGGCAAGGUGGUCUCCAUCAGAGAUGUCACAGGGGCUAUCAAGAACUCCAAUGGCAUUGACAUAGCCAAGCUGAUGAAGCACUCGGCAGAGAACCAUGGGAUCAAGGGCUUUGACGGAGGCGACGCCGUCGACCCGACCUCGCUGCUCACGGAAGAGUGCGACGUGCUCAUCCCGCCAGCUCUGGGAGGAGUCAUAAACAAGGACAAUGCUGAUGCCAUCAAAGCAAAGUACAUCAUCGAGGCUGUUAACCACCCAACAGACCCCGAGGCCGACGAGAUUCUGGCAAAGAAGGGCGUGCUGAUCCUACCGGACAUCAUGGCCAACUCCGGCGGAGUGAUGGUCAUGACUGAUUCUGUAGUUGCUGAUUUGAUUUUUUUGCUUCCAAUGCUUUGUUAG
Messenger RNA from Triticum aestivum (bread wheat), 667 nucleotides. Its product is annotated as glutamate dehydrogenase 1, mitochondrial. Gene Ontology annotation, molecular function: L-glutamate dehydrogenase (NAD+) activity. Gene Ontology annotation, biological process: L-glutamate catabolic process. The record is from RefSeq and is a predicted model, not a curated record. The transcript is spliced from 5 exons. The coding region runs from base 218 to 667 and encodes 149 amino acids. NCBI's taxonomy places the organism in Eukaryota, Viridiplantae, Streptophyta, Magnoliopsida, Poales, Poaceae. Gene Ontology annotation, cellular component: mitochondrion.